UUCAAUGGUUCCAUGGUCCAUUUAUUGUAAAAACAUGAAGUCCUCACAAGUUUUCUUAAGAGAACCUUUUGUCUCUGAAAGGCUAAGGAAGAGAACAGGUACCCAGUGGAGUCCUUCUCACUCUCAGGCAUUAAGAGCAGCAGAACCCCCUAGUAUACUUGGCUCAAAACACCCUCACGCUCUCUGCCCUCCCCUGAAGCCAGCAGACAUCUCCUACAGACACACGGUGAGGAAGGGAGGCAGUAGGUCAGUGGCGCCCAAAGAGCCGUCGGUCACGGUCCACCUGGACUUCCGCUUCCUCAGAGCCUCCUCUGCCCUGGAGAAGUUCAAUGGGGAGCUGCUGUAUAAGUGUGCCAGCUGCCUGUGGUACUACCCCAGCCUGUCCCCUCUGCAGACACACAUCACCCUGAGCUUUAUGGAGGGCUUCAGCUGCAGGGUCUACUACAGGAAGCUGAAGGAGCUGCGCUGCAGGAAUGACAUGAAGAGGAUCCAGGCAACAGAGAUGAAGAGCAGUGAGGAGACAGAGAAGAAGAGCAGCGAGGAGACAGAGAGGAAGAGCAGCGAGGAGAUAGAGAAGAAGAACAAGUACAGUCAGAGCCAGAUAUACUAA
Messenger RNA from Coregonus clupeaformis (lake whitefish), 610 nucleotides. RefSeq lists its product as uncharacterized. Bases 5 to 610 code for a protein of 201 amino acids. Gene Ontology annotation, cellular component: nuclear membrane. The record is from RefSeq and is a predicted model, not a curated record. Lineage: Eukaryota; Metazoa; Chordata; Actinopteri; Salmoniformes; Salmonidae. The transcript is spliced from 3 exons. Gene Ontology annotation, biological process: fertilization.